Molecule: messenger RNA, 2445 nt
Organism: Colletotrichum orchidophilum
Lineage: Eukaryota; Fungi; Ascomycota; Sordariomycetes; Glomerellales; Glomerellaceae
Product: glycosyl hydrolase family 3 N terminal domain-containing protein
Exons: 3
Coding region: 1-2445 (814 amino acids)
Biological process (GO): glucan catabolic process
Molecular function (GO): beta-glucosidase activity
Source: RefSeq, a predicted model, not a curated record
AUGUCCGCAGCUCUAUCCCUCUUCCUCUCCGGCCUUCUGUUGGCACCCUCAGUCAACGCCCAGGCGUAUGACACUGGCAGCCGAUCUGAAGAUGCCUUCAGCUGGGUUCAGCCAUUAAACACAACCAUCCUCGGUCCUUACGGAGACUCUGAGCCAGUAUAUCCUUCUCCCAACACCACUGGUACCGGUUGGGAGGAUGCCCUCGCCAAGGCAAGGGCUUUCGUUUCUCAACUGACAGUCGAGGAGAAGGCCGACAUGGUCACCGGUCAACCCGGUCCUUGCGUCGGAAACAUCGUCGCCAUCCCUCGUCUUGGUUUCCAGGGUCUCUGCCUCCAGGAUGGUCCCCUGUCCAUCCGUGUCGCCGACUACGCCAGUGUCUUCUCCGCCGGUGUCUCUGCUGCAGCCACCUGGGACAGAGAUAUCCUCUACGAGCGAGGUCUUGCCAUGGGCAAGGAGUUCAAGGCCAAGGGUGCCCACGUUGCCCUCAGCCCUGUCGCUGGCCCCCUCGGCCGCAGUGCCUAUUCCGGCAGAAACUGGGAGGGCUUCAGUCCCGAUCCGUAUCUGACUGGUGUCGCUAUGGAGGAGACCAUCACCGGUCACCAGGAUGCCGGUGUCCAGGCUACUGCUAAGCACUGGAUCUUCAACGAGCAGGAAACUAUGCGCAACCCGACCUUUGAUCCCAACGGCACUUCCACGGACAUCGCUCAGCAGGCUAUCUCCUCAAACGUCGACGACAGAACCGCUCACGAGCUCUACAUCUGGCCCUUUGCUAACGCUGUCAAGGCUAAGGCUGCUUCCUUCAUGUGCUCCUACCAGCGUAUCAACGGUUCAUACGGUUGCCAGAACUCCAAGUCUCUGAACGGUCUUUUGAAGACGGAGCUCGGAUUUGACGGUUAUGUUAUGUCCGACUGGGGAGCGACCCACACCGGUGUUGCUGCCAUUGAGGCCGGUCUUGAUAUGGACAUGCCAGGUGGACUUGGCACAUACGGCAUGGAUUGGCCUUCUGGAUCUUUCUUCGGCGGCAACGUCACCACCGCAGUCAACAACGGCACCCUCAACGUCGCCCGUGUCGAUGAUAUGAUCGUCCGCAUCAUGACCCCUUACUACUGGCUCAACCAGGACAAGGACUACCCCACCGUCGACCCCUCCACCGGCGACCUCAACACCUUCUCUCCUAGGUCCACCUGGGUCCGCCAGUUCAACUUGACCGGCGAGAGCAGCCGCGAUGUUCGCGAGAACCACGGCGAGCUGAUCCGCAAGCACGGCGCCGCCGCCACCGUCCUCCUCAAGAACGAGAACAAGGCCCUUCCUCUUAAGGCCCCCAAGUCCAUCGCCGUCUUCGGAAACGAUGCCGGCGAGGAUACCCAGGGCUUCUAUAACCAAGACGACUUUGAGUACGGAAAUCUUGUUGUUGGUGGUGGCUCCGGCACUGGCCGCCUCACCUACCUUGUCACUCCCUUGGAGGCUAUCAAGGCUCGUGCCUCCAAGAAUGGUGCUCUCGUCCAGCAGUGGCUUAACAACACCCUCAUCAUCGAGUCCAACAUCACCGAUCUCUGGGUCGCCAAGGCCCCUGAGGUCUGCCUCGUCUUCCUGAAGACCUGGGCCGAGGAGGCCGCCGACCGCCAGCACCUCAGCGUCGACUGGAACGGCGACGACGUCGUCGAGAACGUCGCCAGGCACUGCAACAACACCAUCGUUGUCACCCACUCCUCCGGCAUCAACGACCUUCCCUGGGCUGACCACCCCAACGUCACGGCCAUCCUCGCCGCCCACUUCCCCGGCCAGGAGUCCGGCAACUCCCUCGUCGAUGUCCUCUACGGCGACGUCAACCCCUCCGCCCGACUCCCCUACACCAUCGCCCUGAACGGCACCGACUACAACGCCCCGCCCACGACCGCCAUCAACACCACCGGCUGGUACGACUGGCAGAGCUGGUUCGACGAGAAGCUCGAGGUCGACUACCGCUACUUCGACGCUCACAACAUCCCGGUCCGCUACGAGUUCGGCUUCGGUCUCAGCUACACCACCUUUGCGCUCGCCGACUUCGAGGCCAGCCCCGUCGACGACAACAUCACCGCCGCCCCCGAGCAGCGCCCCAUCGAGCCCGGCGGAAACCCCGCCCUCUGGGAGACCAUCUACAACGCCACCGUCUCCAUCACCAACACCGGCGACGUCGAGGGUGCCGCCGUUCCCCAGCUCUACGUCAGCUUCCCCGAGUCCACCCCCGUUGGCACCCCUCUCAAGCAGCUCCGCGGUUUCGAAAAGGUGCCCCUGGCCGUCGGCGAGACCAAGAAGAUUGGCUUUGAGCUGAUGCGUCGCGACCUCAGCUACUGGGACGUUGUCUCACAGGAGUGGCGCAUCCCCGAGGGCGAGUUCACCCUCAGCCUCGGUUGGAGCAGCAGAAACUUGAAGUCGUCCACCAAGAUCACUCCGGUGAAGGCGUAA